AUGUCCAGGGAAUUCCGCAGAACAUUUGCGUCAGUCAACACGCUACUUGCGAGAACAAAGCCGCUUAAGUUUGGUGACGUCAAGAACAUCAAAUUGAGAGAACCUAUCACGCCCACACACAAGAACUUCGAUGUUUCUCCAGAUCAUCCAUUAUGGCAAUUUUUCCCUGAAGUGGACGGGAAGAAAGCCGCUUACCGUGAGUCCGGCGAGAUUCCUCAAGAAUCACGUGCCUGGACUAUGUCGGAGUUGCGCAGAAAGUCAUUUGACGACUUGCACACGAUCUGGUACAAGACUCUCAAAGAAAGAAACAUUCUUGCUAGAGAGGUCCGUUUGGGCGAGAGUAUGGGAUUGAACACUGCUCAAGCACAGGACACUGUGGACGAAAAAUUGGUGUUGACGCAAAAGAGAAUCAAACAGACGCUUUUGGAAAGACAGGUGGCUCACGAAAGAGCAGAGCUUCUCGUCGACGAGCAAAGGCAGUACCUACAAGAUUUCAAGGAGAAGUACUUGAAUGCCGACGAGUCUCAAAUUGCCGGCCACAACGACAAGCUCGUGCGCUUGCAGUAUGCUUUGUUUGGCAUUGAGCCAAACGUCCUUGAUCAAAAUCUUGCCGAGGACAUCAACGCAAAGUUUGUAGAGGGUGUGUCAUACGUGGCCGACUUGAAGCUCCAACACUACUUGAAAACCUCGCCAGAUGCGCUCGACUUGCCUUUGAUUGGCAUCAUGGAAGAGUUGCCAUUCUUGAUACGAGAUGCCAGUGAGGCCGUGGAGGAAGUCAACGAGUUGCGUGCCUCUGGAAACAGCGUUGCCCUUGACAAGAUCGACGUUUUCCCAUUCUUAAGGAACGCCAUAGAAUCCCUUAGAAAUGCCGCAGAAGCGGAGGCUGCGGAGGCUGCGGAGGCUGCGGAGACUGCGGAGGCUGCUGAGAAGCAGUAA
This is a messenger RNA of Metschnikowia bicuspidata var. bicuspidata NRRL YB-4993, 936 nucleotides long. Its product is annotated as mitochondrial 54S ribosomal protein uL29m. Bases 1 to 936 code for a protein of 311 amino acids. NCBI's taxonomy places the organism in Eukaryota, Fungi, Ascomycota, Pichiomycetes, Serinales, Metschnikowiaceae. The transcript has a single exon. The record is from RefSeq and is a predicted model, not a curated record. Gene Ontology annotation, biological process: mitochondrial translation. Gene Ontology annotation, cellular component: mitochondrial ribosome; mitochondrial large ribosomal subunit. Gene Ontology annotation, molecular function: structural constituent of ribosome.